Molecule: messenger RNA, 1443 nt
Organism: Closterium sp. Naga37s-1
Lineage: Eukaryota; Viridiplantae; Streptophyta; Zygnematophyceae; Desmidiales; Closteriaceae
Source: the annotation of a GenBank genome assembly
CUACAUUCCCCUCCCGCGCUUCCUAGUCGACGUCACACCCUGCCACCCACGCUUCCCCUCGUCGCCGUCGCCGUCCCCCACGCUUCCCCCCACCGUCGCCCUCGCUUCCUCCCGCUGUCGCUCACACUUUACUCCGUCGUUGACCACGCUCCCCCUCCCGUCGCUUUCGCUUCCUCCCACCGUCGCCCUCGCUUCCUCCCACCGUCGCCCUUGCUUCCUCCCACCGUCGCCUUCGCUUCCUCCAACCGUCGCUUUCGCUUCCUCCCACCGUCGCCCUCGCUUCCUCCCACCGUCGCCCUCGCUUCCUCCCACCGUCGCCCUCGCUUCCUCCCACCGUCGCCCUCGCUUCCUCCCACCGUCGCCCUCGCUUCCUCCCACCGUCGCCCUCGCUUCCUCCCACCGUCGCCCUCGCUUCCUCCCACCGUCGCCCUCGCUUCCUCCCACCCUCCCCUACACUCCGCCGUCGUCAUCACUUCCCUGCCUACCACGUUCACCCUCUUCGUCACACGUCGCCUCUCUCUCUCCCCCUAUUCUACCUUCACCACUCCUACCGUCGUCCAUGGUUACCACCCCACACUUGAACCCUUCUCAUUCUCUCACAUUCUCCCUUCUCCCUUGCUUCUCGCCCACACUAAACGCAGAGAUGUAUGGCGCCUGGGCGCUGGGAAGCCGUCCCGUCUUCCUCCUCUUCCUCUUAUUUGCCUUCUCCUGUCCGUCCUUCCACUCUCCAUGCCUCCCUCCUCUCUUUCUCUCUCUUUCCCUCCUUCACUUCUCCCGUCCGCCCGUGCUCCCAGCCUCCCUCCUCCGUACCACUCUCCCACCCACUCUUUCUUUCAUCCUCCUGCCUCUCUUCCACCCUGCCACUCUUCUUUUCAGACUGCCACCUUCCGAGCUUCUUUUAGUCCACCUUUCCGUCUCACCCACUUGUCCUCUCCCAACUUGAUCCUCACAUCCUCCCAUCCCCCCUUCUCCCCUUCCACCCUCCAACCCUUGCGCUCAUCCUCCCUUCGUCUCACCCUCCUUUUUUCUCAUCCUCCCAUCCUCCCUCUCUUCCCUCCCCCCUCCCUUCCUCCUGUCCUCCCUUCCUCCCUUCCUUUCUUCCUCUCUUCCACCCUCUGCCCUACUCUCUGCUUCAGUGUCUUUCUCCCCUCUCUUUCCCCUUUCCUCCCUCCCUUCAUCUCAUCCUCUCUUCCGCCCUUCCUCCUUGUCUCCCUUGCUCAUUUCUCCCUCCUCAUAUUCCCUGUUCCCUGCGUCCCUCGCUGCCAUCCUCCCUUCCUCUCAGCCUCCUCACUUCCUCUCGUCAACCAUUCCUCCGCACCCUUCUACCCUGCCACGCCUAUACACUCCUACCUUGUUCUAGGGGCUUGUUUCUUGUUGCCUGCCUGCCCUUGCAUUGUCAUUGUUUUGUAUCCUUCCCCACUGCUUCGACUCUUGGCACAUUAG